CUUUUGUGGUUGGGCUUUCGGGAAUGAGUUUGGAGCCUCUUUGUUGGGAGCGUCUUUGUUGGGAGUGUGCCGUUGCGCCAUCGAUCACCGACGCGGCGCCUCCCACGUUCAAAUUCACAAUCCAUUUCCAGCUUUCAUUUUCCAGGCGGCCCAAGAAUCCCAACAUGGCCUGCACAUGCUUGCACACAAACCCUCUUAACCUGCACGCCACACUUAUAGAACGCCCCCCCAACCAAGGGUGCGCCACACUUCGCUCUAUCCAGACCCCCCGUCUCCAAUAGACUCGCCGCUCUCACAAUGGCCUACCUUCCACUCCGUCGUCCACUGCUCUUAUCUCCACGCCGCGGCUUCCAAGUUCAAUGGCUUCCUCACUACACGCAGCACGCGGCCGCACGCGUCUUUUCACAUGCGUCAUUCUAGGCGUGCUCUUCGUUUCGAAGGGGCUUGGGGUUGGCGUGGGUGCAACUGCGACAGUCGGGCUGCGGCUGGGGCUGGAGGAGAGGGAGAGAGACGUGUUGGUGCAGCAGCAGCAGCAGGGUUCAACCGACAGGCACAAAAUUAUUGAAAACGACGCACCACCACCGCCACCAAUACAACCACCGCCCAUCGUACCACUACAAAGCAACUUCGAAGGCCUCGUCAACCCCUUCAUCCCCAGCCCGCCACCUCCAGCACCAGCGCAGGACGACAGCACCACCUCCCCUCAACUCCAACACCAAGCCCAUUGCCUACCCCCACCCUGGGAGCGCAACCUAACAGAACACCCCGUCCUCGUCGUAGGCGGCGCAGGCAGCGGGUGGCCCCCAUCCCCAGCAGAAUGGGAACCGAAACAACCUUGCAUCAUUCCUUGUCUGCAUACCAGCGAUCAAACGUACAUUGAUCGGGCGGAUGUCAGAUUGUAUGAGAUUUUACUAUCGAAUUAUCCGACAUCGAAGGAGGGGUUGCCAAAGAGGAGUUGCGAACAUCAGAAGUUUGCGCUGCUUUCGAUGGAGAGUGCUGAUAAUUAUCCGUUUCUGAAUGACGCCAAAUCUGUCGGCUACGACAUAACCAUGGACUACCGUCUCACAUCCGACGUCCCCAUCCCCUACUACGGCAUCUGCGACGUCCUCCGCCCCGUCGACACCACCAUCCCCAAACACACCGACGUGCUCGCCUCCGCCUUCAUAUCCAACUGCGGGGCGCGGAAUAACCGCAAGGAGGUCGUGGAGGAGCUGAUGAAGUAUAUCAAAGUGGAUAGCUUUGGGGCGUGUUUGCAUAAUCAGGAUAUACCGGAUUAUGCGAUCGACCUCAACCCCUGGGACCAGAAGACGGCCGUGCUGAAGCGGUAUAAGUUUAAUCUGGCGUUUGAGAACUCGAAUUCGGAGGAUUAUGUAACCGAAAAAUUCUACCAACCCCUCGAAUCCGGCACUGUCCCUGUGUUCCUCGGCACCUCCUCCAUCCCCCGCUUCGCCCCGCACCCCAGCUCCUACAUCGACGCCUCGUCCUUUCCCUCCAUCCGCGCCCUCGCGGACCACCUCCUCUACCUCGCUUCCAACGACACGGCCUACAACGCAUAUUUCGCGUACAAGGACCCGGCGCAUGAGCAGGCGGAGGAGUUUAUGAGGGUUGCCGCUUUUCAGCAGGUGCAUAGUAGUUGUAGGCUUUGUAUGAAGGCGGCGGGGAUGGAUGUAGGGGAUUAUAUCGCGAUGAAGAAGGUUGUGCUGAGGGGGUAGGGACUUCAGGAAUUUUUGGGAGCAUUUUCGGAACUCAACAUAGCGCAAGUGCUUUUUUGGACUUCUAGUUUGCAUUUGAGUACAAAGCAGGAUUUUUGGGUAUCCUCACGAGCCUACCUGGAC
Molecule: messenger RNA, 1835 nt
Organism: Fimicolochytrium jonesii
Lineage: Eukaryota; Fungi; Chytridiomycota; Chytridiomycetes; Spizellomycetales; Powellomycetaceae
Exons: 5
Coding region: 360-1712 (450 amino acids)
Cellular component (GO): membrane
Molecular function (GO): fucosyltransferase activity
Source: RefSeq, a predicted model, not a curated record